AUGCCAGAAGCUGCUGUCCUUUAUCAAUACCUCAAAAAGCAUUCAUCACUCUCCGUGUUGGUGGCCGUAGCAUCACUCUCCUAUUUGACCAUUAGUGAAGUUUUAACCCGAUACUUUAACUUGUCUUCGAUGACAAAUUCAUCUUCAUGUCCAAAUAAUAGUAUAUUGGGUAAUUCACUUUCCGAAUAUUUAAAACAAGAUAAAGAACAUGUUCAUAUUGUAGGAGGAGGAAUUUCUGGUUUAUUGAUGGGAUUUAUGUGUAAGGAAUUGAAAAUUCCCUUCACAAUUUAUGAAGCCAAUGAAAAUUCGUGUGGUGGCUUGUUGGGAAGUGAAAGAAUUGCAUUCAAUCAUGAUGAAGAGUGGAUGAUUGCGGAGAAAGCAGCAAAUGGUGUAAUGUGGACUCCUCAAGUGGAAUUGUUGUGUGAAAGGAUUGGAUUGAUGGAAAGAGUUUUGUCAACCAAGAAGGAGGCGAAAGCAAGGUUUUUUGUUAGGAAUGGAAAGUUGACUCAAUUUCCUAUCAGUUAUUUGUCAGUGUUUAAUUUGUUGACUUGGAGAAUGUGGAAAUUGCCAGUGAAUAGCUCAUUCCAAAGUUUGGAUGAUUAUUUUGGAUUUUAUUUUGGUGAGGAAAUUAAGAAUCAAUUUUUGGAACCUGCAUUUGCUGGAAUUUUUGGAACGACUCUGAAUAAUUUAUCAGUUUUUGGCACAACUGAAAUAUUUCCAAAAUUAUUGAGUCAAUCUUUGAGUUUUCCAAUUUCGUACAUGUACUGUGAUUGUGGAAAGAAGCAAGUGUCCAAAAUUAGAGAAAGGGUUUGGCUGUCUCAUUCCUAG
This is a messenger RNA of Naegleria gruberi, 828 nucleotides long. RefSeq lists its product as uncharacterized. The coding region runs from base 1 to 828 and encodes 275 amino acids. The record is from RefSeq and is a predicted model, not a curated record. NCBI's taxonomy places the organism in Eukaryota, Heterolobosea, Eutetramitea, Acrasida, Naegleriidae. The transcript is spliced from 2 exons.